GAAAAUAUAAGCUGUUAAUAUGUAUUUAAUAUUUAACAUAUUCAUCAAUUUUCCUGCAGGACACUUUGUUUACUGUUUCAAUAGAUCUUGUAGUAGUCUCAGGUUACUUCAAUACAUUAUUUGAAAAAGAACAUAAAAUGAUUAUACCUAUUUUAUACUGAGGUGUUGAAUGUGUGAGUUAAAGUUUCACGAGGCAAUACAAUUACAUUCUUACUAAUUCUUCAUUCUGACACUCUGGAAUUUACCAUAUUUAGUUUAACAUUUCUUUUAAGGUGGUCAAGAAAUAAGAGAAUACUAAAUGGCUUAUGGCAAAUAUUGUAGAAAAUGUACGGUGAAGAUAGGAUUCCAUUAGUCUGGCUUGGGCCUCUUUAAUAUGUGAUCUAUCUAUAAUUAGUUUUCUAGCAAGAAAUGUGUCCAACUUUAUAUAAUCCUGAUUUUCACAUGUAUACAUUUGUGUACAUUUUUAGCCCUCAACUAUCAACUAAUUAUAUUCCUCAAUUUAACUGAUUAGUUAAUUCAAAGAUGCUUGUCCAGGUGUGGAUCUAACUGUGGGAAUGGGUGACUUUGUCCCCUUUAUUAGCUAAUUAACUGUUUCUAGGCAGCAGUUGUUUGUAUGCAUGAGUAAAAUAUAUGACUUUAGAAGUUAUAAAGUAUAUGGAAUUUGUUUAGGAUUAAUUAUGCAAAUGUUUAAAUGCCUACAAUCCUUGUGAGUGUUGUUUCCAGCCAGACACUGAUAUUUCUUUACAAAAAAUCUAGAGAUUCAGAUAGUUGGUCAGAGUUGAGACUUAAGAUUAAACUUCACUGACUUGUUCUUACAAAUCCAGAUAUCAUAGAGAAAGAAUACAUGACAAGCCUGUACUUUGUACAAAAUACAAAUUAUAAUAAAAAAUUAAGCAUUUUCUAGAAAAUUCUAAAAUUGUGGGAGCCCUGCUUAGGCAGAAAGUAGAAUAUAGGUUAAUAUUUAGGCAUCCUCUGCUUUCCUGAUAUACACCUGAUCUCAUCCAGAAACUGUCAAAUUAGGAACAUUAGUGAAGAGUCUAGACAGUCUCUACCUAAAGUUAAAAAAAAACAAAAAACAAAACACAAACCCACAAAAACUACUUGACUUACACAAGAAAAUUAACAAGAGCCUUCUUAAAGCUCUUCAUUGACCACUCUCCACCUCUAUAAGAAUAUAUACAUUUGGCCUGAAAUUAGUUGUAUAACCAUAACUAAACAUGUUAUUAUUAAAUAUUGUGUUCAUGAAUAUUUGUUCCACAGUUUAGGUCAAGUAUUGAUGGUUCUACUAGGCCCACUAGUGUCUAACCAGAGGCAUGUGGAGAAAGCAUCAGCUUGCCCAGGGAUGGUGAAAUCCUAACACUGGCAUGGGGGAGAUCGUGAUCAUACGGAGGGGUGGCUUCUUCAUGUAGCCCAACCAAGCUGUUCAGUCGUCUUAGCCACGGUGUCAUGGUGCAUCUAGGAAGCAGCAACAGGUCUACAGAGUUUGCUCCAGAGAGCAAUGGCAACACAGGAACUCUGCCUUGAAAACACCUUAAACAAACAAACAAACAAACAAACAGAUAAAUGACUCAAUAAGUAAAUGUUAAUAUGUUAAUUUAUUGUAAAAAUAAGAAUUUACUAUAAACCUGUAUUCCUGAGUCUAUUUUUUGUCUGGUAGGUGUUUCCUUAAAAUAACAACUUCAGCCAUAUUAUAAACAUCUUCAAAAGAAAACUGCCAGGGUACCAGAUCCAAUUUGUUUUAACUAACUUAUUUAUAUUUAUUGUUUAAGCAAGAUUUAAUAACGCCAUGCAUCUUUUGAUCUAAUAGUAAAUCUUGAUUGCAUGUGUUGGUCUCUGAAUAGUUAAAACAUCAUAUGAUAUGCAUUUCUCAAUGAUUUCAGUGCUAUCUGUCUUAAGUGUGUUUAUUUUAGUCCUUAAUAACAAACUGCUUUACUAGUAAGGGCACUGAGUAUCAGAGAAGAGAAAUAAUUUGACUCUGUGUAUACAGCUAGAACUCAGGCGUAGGCCUUUGUGAAGCAGUCUCCCUUCUCUCUUUUUAAACCACCAUCCUUUCUGUGUCUCAAGAUUCUCUCUGCAUUGUUUCCUAAAAGUGUGUGUAAUGUAGUUUGAAUAAGGGCAAAGAGGAAUUGUGUCGUCUAUUUUUGUUUGUUUGCUUGUCUGCUUGCUUGCUUUAACCACUAGAAACCAUGUCCAACACAAUGGACCUGUCUUUUUUCCCUGUUGAUGUAGCCUGCUAGCCUGCAGAUACCACAUUAUUAUAUCCCAGUUCAUUUGUAGGCAUACAUUUACAUUCACUAUUAAAUUCAAAACUAUCUAAAUUUCCUAGAUUAUUAAAAUAUUGUAAUUGUUAUAUGUUACUAUGCAACUAUAAUAUAAUAAGAUUUUGGUAGAUAUUUGUUACAGAGGUCUUUAUAUUUAGGAUUUUAGUGUACAUCCAGUUUACUAUUUGUGGAGUUUCAUCAUCUGUUAAAUAAAAUUUGAAAUAGGACCUACCUCAGUUCUUCUGAUGAUUAAAUGAGAUACUUUUCUGAAUAUAUGCUUAUAUAAAAUUGUACAUCAGUUACCAACAUAUAAGAAGUACUCAAUAGUCUUAAUUAUUAUUAUACAUAAGUGUUACAUGAAUAGAUAGUACAAGCUUGAUAAAUAUUUAGUAAUUGGGUAAAUGAACGCUACAAAUUCUUUAACUGGCCAUGUAUGACCAGUUUGUAAGUUAGGUAUUCUAGAUGCUUCUUUACAUUCUGAAAAUGAUAUAAAACAAUGUUCAAUAGAAUUGAGAAUGUCAUCCAGUUUCCAAGAGGAUUUACAAGCUCUGGCUGCCACUUUAGGAUAGACUGUUCCCCACCCCACCCCCUUAUCAUUUGUAAUACAUAGCAUGUGAUCUCUGACUAGAAUGUAUCUGUGACCACUAAGUAAAUACAUAGUUUCCCUUCUUAUAAUAGCCAUGCAAGUAUGAUUUACCUGCUGACACAAUACAAACAGAGUAUGCAUGUAUGCAUUUGGUGAACAAAAGACAAAUGAGUAAGAAAACAGGAAAACAGGAUGUGCGCCUACAUCCUCUACUUGCUUGGGAUAACAGGAAUGCAUUGAUAGUGAGAAGGACAGUGCACACUCCUAUUUGUGCCUGUGUUGGGGAUGCCAUAUACCAUCCUGAUGAUGGCAGUCAUCAUGGUUUGAGAAGGACUUUGUUCCUUAAUAGAUUUGUUUUUAAAUCCUGAGCUGUUUACUAUCUAAGGCAUUUAUCUGAAAUUACUAUUCACUAAAUCCCUCAGUUCCUAGAACUGUUAAUCUGAUUCUAGUAAUAGUUUUUUUAAAAAAGGUUCAAAGGUUUGCCUGCCUGUAGAAUCUUCUUCCCUACCACUGACACUGCAAUUCUACCUUUAGAUGCAGUUAGUGUGUCAUGUCUACGAGCCCUGUUUCAUGCUUUCUUGUAUGUUUGUGCUACACUGACAGUUUUCUGUUUAGAGGUGAAUGUUUUCUUUUAGGCUGUAGUGAUUAAAGUAUAAACUUCUUGAAGGUAAAGCCUGUGCCUUAUUCUCUCAAUUCUGGUAUUAUCCAGUUUCUGAUACAGAAGAGAUUGUCGAUAAAUAUGUAUCUAAUAAAUUAAUGAGUUUGCCUUCACACACAUCAGAUAAGGGACAUGACUAUAAUCUCCUCUGUGUUUUUGUUUUUCUCCAGGAUUUGUGAGCCUUUUGAAAUUAACUAUGGACAUAUUGCUAUGCUUCUGACUUGUCUAGUUGCUUUGAGGGAUAUUUCUUAUUGUUGAAAUGUCUUUUUUUGUUAGCAAUUGGCUGUUUUAGUUUUUUGUUUUGUGUUGUCCCACCUUGUUUACACUGUGGGUAUGUUUUAGAGCAGGGCUCCCCGUGUGUUGUCCAUGAGUGACGGCGUGAUGGAGCCACAUGGAACAGUGUUCUUAAUUCUCACUUCUGUUUACAUGCUACCUGCUUUGUUGCCUUGUUCAAGCACUGUUAUUGAUGUGCUUUGAAAAGAUGUGUGGAUUGUGUCAGCAAGCUGGGAAAGUCAGAGUUUUGUUUUUCAGCCAAAAUUCUUAGGCCUUAAUAAAAUAUGUGAUGCAUAGCUUAGAAGUCAAUAAAUGUGCCCUACCUGAACAAACGCUCCAUUGUUACUUUACUGUUUUGAGGUCCAUCCAGGCCUGAGGAUUUUGUUAAAGGCUAACUGAAAUGCCCAGUAUCACCCAGCCUAGCAAGAGAAAAUCUGACACUCACGACUUGUACUUCUGUGUUCCAGGCUGUUACACAAGCUCACUGAGAAGUACUGUAUAUGUCUGGUUUCUCAACUUCACCUGCAGUAAACUUGUGCAAUCCUGGGGCUAGAGACCUCCUUUGUAAAUGUUGUCUAUCCAAUAAUGGUGUUGGCACCUGGGAGGCCCUAGCAGAUAAAAGUGGAAGAACAUAUGGCUUCCAUCUGAAUACAAAUUGGUGGACAUAGUGUGGUAAUUCAGCUGUGAUGUCCUCUAUACUGUAAUCUGAAAGAGUCUGAGUAGAUGUGAAUCUCUCCCACUCCUCUACACCCCCUUUCCACUGUGUUUUGAUCGCCCUGAAUUACAGCCAUCCUGCGUCGCCUUCUCACUGUGUUAUUUGUGAAAAUGGCCAGCAUGAGGAAUUAUUAAUUAAAGCUAACAAAUCACCCUGACGAGCUGUGCCCUGGCAUGGCUGAAGGUUGAUUGGCGAAAGUGUUCUCCUUUAGAGAAAAGACUUUUUGUGCUCGUGACGCAGUCAGGGACGGAUUAUUGAAUAUGCAAGUUAGAAGAAAAAUCACAGGACAAGCAAAUUGAGUAUUUACUGGCAAAUAAUUGCGCUCUUAAACUGUGGCUCUCUUCCUAAAUUCUUAACAUUCCCGAGGGUUAGAAAGAAACACAGAAAAAUGCAUCGGUACAGAGUUCAUUUCAAAAAACCACCCAUAGACUGAUGUUUGAGGCUUGUGCAGACUCUUUUAUCAUCAGCAAUUGAAUAUUUCACACAACGUGUUGGCUGUCCCUUGACCACCAGUCUGUUGCCCGUUGCUGCUCUUCAUAUGCAGCCACUCUCUGUCCCCUGUCCCAAUGAGCAUCUGCACUAGGCCCCAGCCUUGGAGUGGUUUACCUGAAGAGUGACACCAGCGAUUUAGAAACUGCUAAAGUAUAAUUGAGAGGAACAGGGUGAAGGAAAUGCAAAUGCGAAAGGCAAGCAGUAGGAAGAAACCCAAGACAGCUGAAAACCAGAAGGCAUCUGAGGAGAAUGAGAUUACUCAGCCGGGCGGAUCCAGCGCCAAGCCGGCCCUUCCCUGCCUGAACUUUGAAGCUGUUUUGUCUCCAGCCCCAGCCCUCAUCCACUCGACACAUUCACUGACAAACUCUCACGCUCACACCGGGUCAUCUGAUUGUGACAUCAGUUGCAAGGGGAUGACCGAGCGCAUUCACAGCAUCAACCUUCACAACUUCAGCAAUUCCGUGCUCGAGACCCUCAACGAGCAGCGCAACCGUGGCCACUUCUGUGACGUGACGGUUCGCAUCCACGGGAGCAUGCUGCGCGCACAUCGCUGCGUGCUGGCAGCCGGCAGCCCCUUCUUCCAAGACAAGCUGCUGCUGGGCUACAGCGACAUCGAAAUCCCGUCGGUGGUGUCCGUACAGUCGGUGCAAAAGCUCAUUGACUUCAUGUACAGCGGUGUGCUGAGAGUCUCACAGUCGGAAGCUCUGCAGAUCCUCACAGCCGCCAGCAUCCUGCAGAUCAAAACAGUCAUAGAUGAGUGCACUCGCAUCGUGUCACAGAACGUGGGCGAUGUGUUCCCAGGCAUCCAGGAUUCUGGCCAGGACACACCAAGAGGCACACCAGAGUCAGGCACAUCUGGCCAGAGCAGUGACACGGAAUCAGGCUACCUGCAGAGCCACCCACAGCAUAGUGUGGACCGAAUCUACUCCGCACUCUACGCUUGCUCCAUGCAGAAUGGCAGCGGCGAGCGCUCCUUCUACAGUGGUGCAGUGGUCAGCCACCACGAAACAGCUCUCGGCCUGCCCCGUGACCACCACAUGGAAGACCCCAGCUGGAUCACACGCAUCCAUGAGCGCUCCCAGCAAAUGGAGCGCUACCUGUCCACCACCCCUGAGACCACGCACUGCCGCAAGCAGCCCCGGCCUGUGCGUAUCCAGACCCUGGUGGGUAACAUCCACAUCAAGCAGGAAAUGGAAGAUGACUAUGACUACUAUGGGCAGCAAAGGGUGCAGAUCCUAGAACGCAAUGAAUCCGAGGAGUGCACAGAAGACACUGACCAAGCAGAGGGCACUGAGAGCGAGCCCAAAGGUGAAAGCUUUGAUUCUGGGGUCAGCUCCUCCAUCGGCACCGAACCUGACUCAGUAGAGCAACAGUUUGGGGCAGCAGCCCCAAGGGACGGUCAGGCAGAACCUGCCCAACCUGAGCAGGCAGCAGAAGCCCCAGCUGAGAGCAGUGCCCAGCCAAACCAGCUAGAACCAGGUGCCUCCUCUCCUGAGAGAAGCAACGAGUCAGAGAUGGACAACACAGUCAUCACUGUCAGUAACAGCUCCGAUAAGGGCGUCCUACAGCAGCCUUCAGUCAACACAUCCAUCGGGCAGCCAUUGCCAAGUACCCAGCUCUAUUUACGCCAGACAGAAACCCUCACCAGCAACCUGAGGAUGCCUCUGACCUUGACCAGCAACACACAGGUCAUUGGCACCGCUGGCAACACCUAUCUGCCAGCCCUCUUCACUACCCAGCCCGCGGGCAGUGGCCCCAAGCCUUUUCUCUUCAGCCUGCCGCAGCCCCUGACAGGCCAGCAGACCCAGUUUGUGACAGUGUCCCAGCCCGGCCUGUCCACCUUUACUGCACAGCUGCCAGCGCCACAGCCCCUGGCCUCAUCUGCAGGCCACAGCACAGCCAGUGGGCAAGGUGACAAAAAGCCUUAUGAGUGCACUCUCUGCAACAAGACUUUCACAGCCAAACAGAACUACGUCAAGCACAUGUUCGUACAUACAGGUGAGAAGCCCCACCAGUGCAGCAUCUGUUGGCGCUCCUUCUCCUUGAAGGAUUACCUUAUCAAGCACAUGGUGACGCACACGGGCGUGAGAGCAUACCAGUGUAGCAUCUGCAACAAGCGCUUCACCCAGAAGAGUUCCCUCAACGUGCACAUGCGCCUGCACCGCGGGGAGAAGUCCUAUGAGUGCUACAUCUGCAAAAAGAAGUUCUCCCACAAGACCCUGCUGGAGCGACACGUGGCCCUGCACAGUGCCAGCAACGGGACCCCUCCCGCAGGCACGCCCCCAGGUGCCCGCGCGGGUCCGCCAGGCGUGGUGGCCUGCACAGAGGGGACCACUUACGUCUGCUCCGUCUGCCCAGCAAAGUUUGACCAAAUCGAGCAGUUCAACGACCACAUGAGGAUGCAUGUGUCUGACGGAUAAGUAGUACCUUUCUCUCUUUCUUACGAACCAAACAAAACGACAACAAAAGAAAUAAACAAGCAAACAAACAGACAAAAAGCUAUGGCACUAGAAUUUAAGAAAUGUUUUGGUUUCAUUUCUACUUUCUGUUUUUGUUUCUGUCCCGUUUCAUUUUGUACUACAUGAAGAACUGAUUUUUGCCUGCUGGGACAUUACAUUUCCGGGGGCUUGGGUGGAUAAUACUUUUCCCAGUCCCCCUUGGAUGGUGGCCUUAAGGCCUGGUAGUGCUUCAGGAGGUCCACUGGUUGGAUCUCUAGCUACUGGCCUCUAAAUACAACCCUUCUUUACAAAAACAAAAAACAAACAAACAAAAAAAAAGACAAAAACAAAACAAAAACAAAACAAAAAAAGCAAAAAACCACACACAUACACACACACACACAAAAAAAAAAGAAACAAAAAAAUCUUUUAAAAAAGUUUAAAAAAAUGUUUAAAAAAAAAGAAAAAUUGUUUUUCCACUCGUGAAGAGCACUACAGAGUUUCUUAGGAGCUGUAAAGGCCUGCUGUCUUUAAAUACACCGCUCACAGUGUUUCAGAGAACAGUUCACUCUUCUGGCCACUUGGACUUCACAGUAAGCAGUUUAAACUGUGGAAUAUCACUUCUGGUUGAAAACCCAGAGGAAUGGCCCUGCUGUUUCCACCUACCACGCUGUCUGAUGUCAUUAAAGGGCUCUGGGAUGGGAGGGGUCGGUGAGCCCAGUGGUGUCAACAAAGGCGGGGUGGCAGGCUUCUCCCCCAGGUCUGCCUGGUCCACACACCCUGGCCCACCUCCUCCACAUCCCGCCCCUUUCAGCAGAAGCCAGGAAGACUCGGACAAGCAACAGUGGCUAUCGUAUUUAUUCAGUGUCUUGGCUGAGCUACAGCCUCAGCACAAUCAAGAGGGACUUUCAUGAAAGGCAGGAAUGCAGAGAAAAACAAAGAUUACAGAUUUGCACCUAUGUUUCUAGGUACAAGAGAAGGAUUAUUUCCAACAAUCUUUGCAAAAAAAAAAAAGUGUCAGGAUAUAUUCUUGUGGAAGAGAAAAAGAAAGAAAUGGAGGGUGGGGGGAACAGUAAAAGUUCUUGAGGCUUUUUUAAUUCAAAAAUUUAUAGAGGGGCAAAAGUGAUGUUUACCAGAUAGAAUGCUGAUUUUUUUAAUAUAUUUACAACAGUAUUUGUGUAAAAAAAACAAAAAAGUGAGAUUGUUAAAAGUGAUUUUUUUUUUCUCCUUUUGGUUCCGCAUACACUGCCGCCGUUCCCUUUACUUUGUCUCACACAUAUAUAUAUUUUUUGGUAAGUCAAGACUGUUAAGGUUAGCGAUACUGCUUCCAGAUAGAAAGAAUAGAAGGCAACUAAAGUUAUAUUUGAAAGAGAGGAAGGAUAUUUUCUUCAUAUUUUUUUCUUAAUUUUUAUUAUUUUAAAGUAUUGCCUGGGUUGCUAAGGGCCUCCGCGGCCCGUCCACCCUGCUGUAAUUUCAACUGCUGCUCUGUUUGCGAUGCGUAGGUCUUUGACUUCUAGCAGGUUUCAGUGGCUCGCUCCACUGAACAGUUAUCACCCAUCCAUCUAAAAUUCUGUCCUUUAUCAUGGGAGGGACGUGCUCUUUUAGAAGCAGAUUUCUUCCUUCUCCAAAAUUUCACUGAGCUCUUAGGAUUCCAGAGUUCCAUUAACCUUGCUUUGUUCCCUCUGGUGAAACACUAGUGGUCUAGAGAUCUUGACACAGGGGUCUGUUUCCUUCAUGGUCCUCAUGCCUCUCUCCCCUGCCUCCUCACCCUCUCAGAGCACUGUGUGGGCAUUACUCUGAGAAGCCUGUUACAAACCACAGUGCAUUGAUGCCAAAACUCCUCCCUUCCUUUCAUGGCCUCUGACUCCCCACCAUAGCUCACAGGGCUGAGUAGGAUGGUCAUUCUUUAGUUGAUUAUUGACUCUUGCUUUUUUGGAGGAAUUAGCAGUUUCUCUGUGCUAACAUCCAACUUUCAAAAGGCCAUGAAUCUCCAGCGUCAUCCUGGAUGCUGCUCUUUCUAGUUGGGAUUUCUCUCUUUGGUGUUGAUCAAGAAAUCAUAAGAUUUUCCAAUCAUAUACAGAGUCCUGAAGGGGUUCCAGCUUAAAAAAAAUGGGACUUUUUAAACCUAGAUAAUACUCACUAAGUAAUUUUAUGACUGGCCAUGUUUUAGCACACUUAAAAGGAAAAGUAACUAUUCCAAUAACACAGAAACACAAAACUACAUUUUUUUUAAAAAAAAGAGAUUUUCUUUUCUAAAUUGCUCUACAUUUUAAAUCAGUUUUCCUCCUAAUUUUCCUGUUAGCAUUUUAUUUACAAAAAAAAAUGCAGCAAAUGAGGGAAAAUUUUCCAAGGCAAGCAACUCUAUAAUGACUAAAUUGGUUUUAUUCAUAUAUUUUAGACAAUUGGUUAACUUGAAUCUUUUCCGUAAGUUCUUUGUGAUGUUUAGUAGUUUGUGCAACUGGAGUAUUUGUGGCGUUGGAGUUGGUCUUAUGGUGCUUAAUUCAGUGGAUUUUUUUGCUAGAGUUGUAGUGUGGCUUUGGAUCGGUGACUUACUACUGAGUAUCACUUAUCGUGAUUUCUAAGAAGGGGACACCCAAAAAACUUGUGUGACCUGUUUUAAAAAUUAGCUUCAGAAAUGCAGAAGUUCUCCCUCCCCCACCCCCUGCUGCUUUGCUGUUGUUAAUAUUGGAAGUCAGGCGCGACCUCAUGUUUCUGUACCAGCGAGAGGGAGCAUUAAGUCACAAGGUCAUGGAAUCAUUUGGAUAGUUCAAAAUAUGAGUUGUUCAACCCAUCAAGGAGAAAAAAAAUGAUGCUGUGAUAUUCUUUUCUUAAUCUGGAGGAAAAAAAGACAUGAAAUCACUCACCAAGUGAAAGAAAGCAGAGGCCCAGCGUCAGGCAUCCUCACUGUUGACGGGAGCACAUUGAAAGAAGUGUUUCCAGUCAAACCUCAGUAAAGUAGUCAGAACUCUGACUGGUCCUGGGAAUACUUACCUUACGUGCCAUUAGGUCUCAUUCCCAUCUGCUCACUACACCUGAGAGAAUCCCAUUUGUCUUCAUGCUAAUGUGCCAUUGUCAAAAAGCUAAGCAACUGGGUUAAAAAUCCAACAUUUGUUGUAGAGCAUGUAAGAAAAGAAAAGAAAAGAAGAGAAAAGAAAAGAAAAGAAAAGGAAAGGAAAGAAAAGAAAAGAAAAGAAAAGGACACCAGAUGACUUGAAACUCUGAGACACAUUCUUUUCCUACAAAGGGAAUAUCUCCUUUUAAAACGUGUGAGGAGAUCCCCAGGAAUUCUUGGUCAGGUCCUACCUACUGUACAGGCUCAGUCCUAUUGUUUUACCCCAAACAUCUCCCAACCUAAAAUACUGCUUUCUAGAACUGAAGGACGCUCCGUUGGCAUCAGAGCUCUAAAGGAAAGAUGCUUUUAUAGUGCUGGUGCUGUAUACCUGGCCUCUCAAGGGCUGUUUUCCAACUGCACUACAUUGUAGAAGAUAAGCCAGUCUGCACCUACUUCAAAAGGUUACAGAUGCUUCCAGGAUUGCCCAUGCACACUCGAUAUUUAACAAUCACAAAUAAGAGAAGAUGAGAAAGAUUGCCAUUUUUUUUUGGUUUUCUGUCCUACCAUUUUCAUGAUGGGAUGCUAUCAGUUCUUUUAAAACUAGAAAACAAACAAACAAGGGUCAUUUUAGUAUUCAGGAACACUUGCGCAAGUGUGCAUGCACACAUGUGCACACGCUCACACAUGAUGGAAGCAGAUGUUCCAGGCAGAAGACCUCUUGAGAAGUUUAGGGAACAAGAGCUGGCAUUCAAAAGAAUACUAGUAUAUAUUUUUAAAUCAAUCUACAAUUUAAACAAGAAAUGUGUUAAAUACAAAAACAAAAUAGUACCAGCAUUUGUACAAAAAAGAGCCCCUAAUUGUGUAAAACAUAUCCCCCAAAAGACAAUAAUUAGAACUAGAGAAUAUGAUUCAGCUCUACAAUAAAAAACAAAACCAACCAGAAACCCCCCUCCCCCCCACACACCUAGUAAUCCUAAAUGAAAAUCUUUCUAGAAGUAUUUUCACUGUGUGAACUUACCUUCCUGCAGCCUCUCCCAUCGCAGGUCUUUUUGCCCUCAGGAGGGAGGGUGGCAGGUAAUCCUGGCUCAUGCCCCAGAAGCUCCCAUUGCCCUCUCCCCUAUCUAUGAGGUCACAGUCGCUGUUGGCUUUAGAAAGACUUGGGCUUGCCUUCUUUCUCUGUAAGAGACACUUUAUUAUAUAUCAUAAUAUCAUGUAAGGACCAAGGAAACUCUUUUCAAUCCAUGAGCAGGGAGAGUCUGUGUGUCUGAGACUGGAGAGCAAGAGUUUCCUCUGGGCGUGCCUGUUUCACAUCACUCUCCCUGUCAGGAUCUAUGUGUGCUUCCAUCUCACACAUCAUCUACUACCAUCAUAUGGCCUGCUUAUGCUCCAAAGCACUGUUUUCUUUCAGCAGUAGAAGUUAAACCAGAAAUGUGUGCCUCAUCAAAGCCCUCAGGUCCCCGGGAAAAUACAGGAAAGUUCCCUGUUGCAGUCCUCCAAGAUACACCCAACACCAGUGUCCUGAGGAAUGAUGGCAGGGAGGUCGCCCUGGCAAGGAUGCAUAGCAGACAAUGCCCUUGCUGAGCCUUCCCCUAAAGUUGCAGCUGGAGUUGGUUUGAUUAGUUAGGGCUAGCCAUGUGAGGUGUGUGGUGCUACAGAUCACGUCAGACCUAUGCUGCCCUGACCAGUGUGCAGCUGCAGCUAAGGGAACAAAAAGGUGUAGCCCAGGAGCAGACAGGAGAUGCCCUGGGAGGAAAGAGAACACAGGGUAGGUGCCCUUUCUGCUGUGACUUGACUCUUAAAAGAAACCCUCUAAAAAGAAUUCUUUAAUUUAGUAAUGAGUUGAAGUCCAGGGUAAUGGAAGCUCUAGGGAAGAGAACAAAAGAAUUGCAAAAUGUAUUCAGUACCCAACAAUACCAAACCAGAAAGCAUCCAAUCACAAAGCUAGGAAGUUUGGCAAGAGGCACUUAGGGAAACCUCCAGUCUUUUCCAUGGGUAGGGUCCGCAGACUUUCUUUUGAGUGAUUUCUGGCUCGGAGAAACCUCUUUACUCACUAGAAAAGAACUUUGUUUAAAUGGCCAAUUUUGUCCCCCAGGAGGGGAGAAAGAAUUUUUUUUUUAAAGACAGAAAAGAAAAAUAGGACACUAAAGACAGAACCAUGUGAGUUGGUGACAAACAAAAGAAAGGGGACACUAGAAUUUCAAUAGACUCCCCAUUGGAUAGAUUAAAAAAAAAAGCAAAGCUACCCAAGGGCCCCCCAGCUCCAGACUCCCUUCUGGGAGGGGACCGUGCUUGAGCUGACCCAGCUGCUGGCUUUCUGGGGCUGGACAUAAACUUCCCAACUGGGACCCUGGCAACUUUCAUUCUGUGUUUUCAUAAGGAAAAGGGACUGUUCUCUUAAAUGCCCUGGAAAUAGGUAGUGGCAUGGGGCAAACUUUCAAACCCACCUCUGCUCUGGUGCUCAGGAUGCCCCAGGAGCUCGUGAAAAUACUUAAAUAUUCCCAAGGGCUUUGUGUGUGGAGUUAUCAUUUCCAAUGCACCUUAACCAUCCACCUGUGCUGACUGCGUUUCUGUAAAACUGCACAAUUACUAACCCAAAGCAUCAUCGUUUCUAGCCCUGAGUAGCAAGAUGAUCAACCCAGGCAAACUAGCCCACGGAGUUCUUUACGUUUCUCAAGAUGCUUUUCUGCUUGAACACUGAAUCCACAGCAGGAAGAGAUGUGCAUUAUCCGGUGCUCAGAGUGCCCUUGGGGCUGUAGAGCUAGGCUCCAUUCUCUCUAAGGUGAACAAGCAAAAUGGAGGCUUGCAAGGCGUAAGAUUUUUUUCAAAACUGUAUGUCUCCUCCUCAUGAAAGGAAGACUAGAAAAGGCCCAGGACUGGAGCAAGAGUCUUAACAUAUGGCUUACUGACAGCUGCCCUUUCCCCAGAGUUUCUUUAGGGCCCAACUAUGCUCCACUGACUACUGGCAUAACCCCAGCUAAGAAACUUACACAAAAAACAUUGGGUUGUAGGAUUAUGGCCUUAAGUUAGAAACCCUGGAGGAAAGCAGACGACACACACACACACACACACACACACACACACACACACACACACAGAAAAUGAAAGACUGUGAAGAUAGGGACAUUUCUUGGUUUGUAAUGGAUUCAUAAUCACAAAAAUAAGCUCUAUUCAUGACUGAAGACUAUGGAAUCAGUGACUUCCUGGGAGGCACCAAACUUGUAGGGGAACCAGCUGCUUUCAGGAAGCAGCUAUUUCCUGUCUGCUCCGUUUCUUUGAUAGGUCGAGGCUGAAUGUAAAAUAACCGUGUUGCUAGGUAGCAAGUCCUGUUAAACAUAAGCACAGGUGCCUGGAUGGCUCUUAAAUGUCUCCUUAACAGGGAGCCCAAAUCUCAAAAUACAGCUUUCUCUCUCUACAGAGAUCGUAUCAAUACAGACUGCUCUCUGUCCCACCUCAGUUUUGAGGUGCAUUGGGUUUGUCUUGUGAGCUCUUGUUUAAAUACAAAAUCAAAACUUUUACAUCUUUAAUGGAGACGAAUAAUCUGCAGAUCAUAGACAAACUCUAGCCCUAGUCAUGAAAUCCUAGCUUCAGCAGUGCCUGAAAACAGUCCAGGUCUCUCCUUGGAUCUCUUUCAGACUGAGAAGUUUCUUGAUUCAGAGUGCUUACAUGAUCCUGAUAGUCCUAAGGCACAGAGAAAAAGAACCCCACAGAAGACAUCUGCUUCUACUGCUGUUGCGACAGUUGUUAUAGCCCAAAGCAUAACUGUCAUUUGCACACAGAUGCUAAUAACAAAAGUGGCUUAACCCAUCCAGUUUGUCACAGCUGCUGUCCAGAAUGUCUGUCUGUGAGUGCACCUUAUCCAUGUGCACACAUGGUGUGAGGUGCUUGUACCACAAAACUUCAUUCAUAUUCUCCAGUGACAGCAGCAUACUCUUGAGAAUUUCCAGCUAGAGUCAAAGGCCUGACACCAUGCAUAUCCCUGCUUUCUGCUUCGUUACCUUGGUUGGGUGUGUCGCUGUUUGUGAGGAGGCUUUACAGCAUUCAGAAGUAGCCCAACCAUCAGUAGUUUGUGUAUAGCCCCUUGAGGAAAAACUUGAACAAAUGCUACACUUCUGUGGAUUUACUGGUGAAUGUGUGUGUGUUUGUGUACGCACAUGUGUGUGCACAUGACCUGCAUCUUUGUAUGUUUAUGUAUAUUUAUGUUGUCUGAGUGUGUGUGUAUCUCUCAAACGAAGCACACACGGCAGAGUUCCUGGUGCGUAGAUACAGUUGCCUCUUCUACCAGUGUGCUCAGACUCAUGGCUUUCUUCCCAGGAAGCAGUCACCUGCCCACUCUGUUGCUUUUUGUAGCAUUUCAGAGUUGGGAGAAACAAAGGCAGCUUGUUGGCUCCACAGCAAACCCACAGGGACAGGCUGUUUUUCUCCAGAAGAGGAUGGAGUACACACACUCAACCAGAAGCAGACCAGAGGGAGCCAUCCAGGCAACCUCACAGGACUCCCAGAGAGGACCUAGCCAGGCAGGUGACUCCCAAAUAUCCCAGGAUUAAGUCGGAGCUCAAAGACUAUUCCUGUCCUCUCUGGAACCUUCGAGGCUUUAGAGAAGGAACAUGGUCUACAGAUCAUAGAUAAGUCUAGCCCCAGGGAUGAAGACCCAGCUCCCAGCCAGUGCACACACUCACACACAGGAACCAUGUGGGAGUCCUACUCCCAAACUGAAGUUCCCGGAUGCUGCCUGCACCUCUAGAACAUCACUACCAUUCACAGGCUGUGUCUCCUGAAACCAGUGUGGCCUUCACCCAAGUCUUUCUAGGCAUGGGUGGUUUACCAUGUCUAGCAAACCAAUAGAAUAUCAGGGAGUAUCUUGUGGGCAAUCUAUAAGAAUCAGUGGCUCUUGCCCAUGUCAGACAUUAAAGUAGAAUGCUACUCUAGCAUAAUAUACUGAAUGACUGGACUUAGCUUUCAUAGGUAACUCUUGAUGGCUUGGUGACCUGGAAACAGAUGGAUUUUGUUUUCUCAUUCCCACGCCUCUCUUUUACUAAACAGUCCCUUCCUUCCCUCCUCCCUUCCUUCGUUUCAAUAUAUAGAUUAUUUCUGCCUUACAGAAUUCAGAGGACUUUUAAUUCCUCUUGUGUUUUUGCGACAUUUUCCCUUCCCCCAUGCAGUAAGGCUACGUAAUUACCAUUGCAACUAUUUUUUGUUUAUUAUUUUUAAAAUGUAUAUUGUCUUUCUGUAUCCAAAAGAAGUCUGUGACCAUAACCACAGGAAUUUCUUUUUACUGGAAAAAAGUUCAUUUCUUGGUUUUUUUUUUGUUUGUUUUUCUUGUUUUAAUUAACAGUACUAGUGACUUUGUGGAAGACUAGGGUUACUAGUUAGGCAUGCUUACUUACGUACAAUACACUACAUUGCAGUGUUUCUGAAACCUAGAACAUACAGAUUAUAUAUAACAGCUCUAUAUUGAAGUAUAUUACAUUAUAUUCAUUUUAACUUUGAAUCUGCCAUAUGAUCAUCAGUUGAUUGAAAUAUUAUUUCUUCACAUAUAUCACCCAUCACCACCUGCUGCAGUUAAUCUGGUGCAUUUAAUGCUCUCAUUUGCCUUUUAUAUUAUCAGCUUCAGUAUUGUCUUUAUAACAUUUUAGAAUUUUUUUUUAAAGCUCAGACAUAGCACACGUAGUAAAGUAAAAACUGCUUAAACUUUUUAAAAAGUUUAUAUUGCACGUGAUCGUGUUUAGCUGGCCCUGUUAACAUCUGAAGAACAACGGAAGUGCAUAUAACAUAUCUGUGAUCUUCCCGUAUAGAACUGCCAUCAUCUAUAUUUGCUUCAGAAGAGUAUAACCAAGGAGCUGCAUGUCCACCACAUGAUCUGACCAAUUGUAAUAAGCUGCAUUUCCAAAGGGCUGCUUUGGUGAGACGCAAAGACAGGAACAUGCCUUCCUUCCUGUCCCAACUGUAUCUUCAAACAUUGGCUCUCAGUAUUGAUCAUACAGGGUCUGCUCUCUCUUUUCACUGUGCUUGUUUUCAUUAGUCUUCAGCAUUUCCCUGGAGGCAUCUUGGCAAUAAUACACUGUUGAUUUUCCCUAAGAGACUUAUUUUAAAGUAAAACCACAUUUCUAGGAACUUUCUAUUGACAGAACUCGAAAACAUAUAUGACAUUCUCAGCCUUCGGAAUCUGUAAGUAGGUGGUGCUUGGUUACCUGGCCCUCGGCAUCUCUACUUGCUUUCUUCUUUAGUCAGGCCACCAUGGAGCACUCAGAGCUCAGACAGCCCAUCUUCUAACAGAAACACUUGCAGGUGGUUUUCUAAGGAGCUUUCUUCAGCUGUCCCAGCUCUCCCACUGCAAGCCUGGAAGUCAGAAUCAAGCUAGCCAAACAUGGUCUCAUUCUCCACAUUCUAUGUUCAGGACCAAGUGGUGACAGCAUUGAUAAAUCUCAGUAGGACCCCCACACACACACACAAUGGACCAAUAUUUAGGCUUUUCGGUGUGAACAUAUCACUCUCUCCUUCAAUCUUCCCUUGUCAAUCAUUAUCUUCAAGUCUCAUCACGUUCUGCUGUGCCUAUCCAGUGUGUCUCUUGCCCCCAACCCAUCCAAACUCUCCUCAGCAUCCUCCACUUGUAAAGCUUGACAUUCAUUAAGGAACUUUCCAUUCCCAGUCUCCUUUGAUGAUGCUAAACCAGAGUCUACUAGGAAACUACUUAUGUAGCAUCUAUUCUCAACGAAAGGAGUGGCAGAGGGAAAGCGUGAGUGUGAACUGCGUGGUAGGCUGGCCCUUUGGUGAUCAGGCACAGGGUAGAUGGUCCCAACUCCAUUAUUCUUGCUUUCUCUUUCUUACCAAAAUUUUUCUCAUUUCUUGUUUCCUUUUAAAGAUAACUACGUGCUACCCAAUCAUCUCUUCACUUCCCCACCCCUGAAAAUCUUACAUUAUGAUCCCUGACUGUUCGUGAAUUUCUCCUACCACUCUCCUUAGCAUCUUUCUUUAAAUGAGUUCAUAAACUUGAGGCUUGUAGGUAGAAGGAAGCAUGUCUUCGUUUCAGCUGCAGAUUUUAAAGGUUGUCAGUAUCUGAGAGCAGGAGGGCCUGAGUCACAGUUUUAAAUGUCAGCUGUACUAGAUGAGAUCAUUAAUUCCUCUCACCUUUGCAUUAAACCAAAGAUAAGUAUUUUCUUUUCUUUCCUCUUUUAAUACCACAGUUUUCAAAUUCUUGGUAUGAGUAGACGAUUUCUGAGGGAGGAAAAAAAAAAAACCUCCCUUGUUGAUUAUUUCUGCUUGUGCUAAUAUUUAGCUAAUGGCAUGUUUGCCAGAUACUAGAUUUACAAGAAUCUGAAUCAAGAGAUAUCAUUUCAAAAUAACUUUGGUAGCUAUUCAAGCCAAAAGCCACUUCCACUCAAACACACUGUAAGAAAAGUUUGAGAGAAUUUUUUCAUGUAUUACACUUUGAAAAGCCAAAUAUUUGUUGGUCUGAAGCAUUGAGGGAUAAUUUAUUAAAGAAUAAAAGGAUUUAUGAAGUUUAUCAAAUGCCUGUUUUACAACAAAAAUUGAUAUAAACCUCAUAAGUGUUAAAAAACAAAACCAAGACUAAAUGGGUACUAUAUUAAAUUUUAAGUACAGUACUCAGUUUAUAAAUACAUACUAUAUUAUUUGGCCACAAUUCUAGAGUUCAUUCCAGUUAUAGCUGUCUGGUCUCCAGAACACUGGUGAAGAAGACUGAAGUCACUGUGGGUGUCUACCUUUGGGGAUCCUGCAGUGUCCUUUCACAGUGACCCUUUAGCACAAUGCCUGACUCUCUGUGUGCUGCCUCUUUAUCUCUCUGCUCAUAUGAAGAUGGAGAGUCUAAGACACAAUUUGGAGUACACAGACACUCACUUCUUGCUCUACCUUGACACUCAAAAUCCACACUUCAUAUGAAAAAAUGUAUUGUUGCUUGACUUAAGGCUUGAUCCAGACUUUGACUUAAACCACUUUAUAGCAUCAGUUCCCACAUAGAGCAAUGAGAUAAAUGUCAAGUUCAAAAGCCUCACUAAGGUAGGCAUCUAUCUAUCUUAGGCCAAUGUUUGAAUCGCUUUUCCUUCCUAUAUCCUCCCACCGAGUUUUACCCUCGCUUCUUUCUUCUUCCAUUUGGGCUCCUGCCAUCUCUUUUGAAAGCAUUCUGUAUCUAAAGCUCUCUUGCCCUCUGGCAUUGCCUUCUGAAGGCGUAGAAGACUUUUCUGAAUCACCAAACACUAUCAUCUCAAGUACACUGUGGAAUGGGAGAGAGCUGGGUCAGGAAGAUCUCUGUUGGUCCAGUUGAUCCAGGCUGCCUUCUGGUCAUUGUUCCUUCAAGCUCUCAAAUCAACCCAACCCUGAGAUCCAGAAUUUCUCACCACAACCUCUUAAGUCCCAGAUGAAUGUCUAAAUCCUGUUUAAUAUUCUAGAGGCUCAAGGGUGUGAAUUCUUCUUGCUCAUGAGCCUCCUGUUUUUGUAAGCUGACACCUGUCAAGAGCACCAACAGCCUGAACAAUAACUAAUGCAGCAAAAAUAAUGGUCAGAAACACUAUAGUAUAUAUUUGAGAGAUUAGGAAGUGAUUUUUUCUUCUUUUAUCCAUUAAAAAAACACACACACACACACAAAACAAAACAAAAAACAGCGUGCAUACCCCCUCCCCAACACAUUUCAGAAAACCUACAUCUCAUUUUACAGUUAGAUAGUUUUAGUUUUUGUGAAUAUAGAUUAGGAAAUGUUCUGGAAUUGAAGCUGGUAGCAAACACGUUUCUUUUCUGCACUGGACAUUAGGACAUGUGUGCAUGGAUGCGAUUCCUUCAAAGAAAGUGAAACAUGGCAAAGCAAAGGGACAAUACUUUCACACAUUAAAACAGUUGUCUGCUAUCUGUAAACCUUGAUUUAAGCAUAAUUAUAACUUCAUAGAAAUCUGAAACUGGAGGAAUGUGUAUUUUAUAGUUUGUUUGUUGAUUUGUUUUCCUUUAUGUCUGUCUUCUCAAGCUAGGGAGAUAUUUUGAUUCUCUGAUUUGAUGCUUUCCCCGUGUGUCAGGCGACUGCCCUCUACCCCAGAGUAGUCUUCUGCCCCUUAGAGAAGCCUUCAGUUUUCCAUCAAGCAAGGGGUCAUUUCUCAUGCAAGUCUCACCUUCCUUUUCUGCUGUUACUUAGAGCUUUGAGAAUGAAAUCAUUUCUGCACUUUGGGGAUUGGAAUAGUUAAAACAGAGCAUAGUCCUUGGAGGAAAAACUAUCUUUACCUGAACUGACAGGUCUGGGGCCAAAGAAUGGAGCCAACCACUGAUGAAAGUCAUUGAUUUUAUACUUCAGAUCAUCACGGCCUCCUCAAAUCCUUUUUGGAAUAAAGCUGGGGACAAAUUUCUUUUCUUUUCUUUUCUUUUCUUUUCUUUUCUUUUCUUUUCUUUUCUUUUCUUUUCUUUUCUUUUCUUUUCUUUUCUUUGGAUGUUUCUUGUGAGUAUCCAGGACAGAAUUCCCAAAAAGGAAAAGGAAGACGCAUUAGUAAAAAUACUCACGGCAUCUGAUCUUCCCACUUUCACAGUAGUGGGGACUUCAGUCAUGGCCACUUUAAGCUCUCUAUGGUCCUAUGGUCAUGGACAUGGCAACAUCCACUUCCACCUCACUCCUAAGGCCCCUCCCUGGCACGGAGAUGGUAGUAAGUAGGACAUCUCCAGGCUGCCAGCACUCACCUAUCCAUGCCUAGCAACACAAAAGAGGAAAACAGCAAAUUAACACUGGGAAAGGGGUCGUAGUCCCUUGUCAAAGCAUGCUCUGUACAGCUCAGCUUAGCUUACAGAUAGCUUGGCAACCUUUUUAUAACCUGGCUUUUGUGCUAUAAUUUACAUUUUUGGCUCAAAUUUGGGAAAUAAAUGCAAUUUCAGUUAAGGGAACAGAAGGGAAGUGGGGUGGGGGAUGGCAUAACUCAAUGGACCCAAAUAGAAUUCAAUUCUAAAAUCCUAAAACCCAUUCUCAGGAUUACCAAAGAAUGAUCUCACUGGUCCUGUCAGGGUUCCUCAUGUCUCUGUGUGAUGGGUCUGAGAAUUAACACAACUAUAUUCCUUUGUGAUUCAUGGCUUCUCUCCAUCUAUCCUGACUAUCUGAAGAGGUUAUAGAAAUUCUUGGCUGCUCUGCUCCUUAUCUGCCCUCCAGGAAGCAUGUGAUGUAUGCAUCCAGAUGACCAAAACCAAACUAGGGCUUUGAUAAGGUUUUGCAAUAGGCUGAAGUGCUUCAGCUCACAGCUAGGGAACCUUUAAAAACAAAGCUAGCUAUUUUACUCUUUGCUCUUCAUGGAAUACAUCUUGGCUUGAAGUCAGCAAUAAAGUCAGGAGAAGGUUCCCAAAGAUGCUUGAGCAGUUAAAUUUCAUCCUUGCUCCCAUUGAUUUAGACUUCAGGUUUCGAGAAGAGCCUAUUGAAGUGUACAUUAAGGAUAAUUUGCUUAGGCAUAUGUAAUUAAGAUUCAUCUUUGCACCAUUGUUGAAAGAAUCGCGGUUGUUAGAGUAGAUGAGCACGGAGUCUCUCAGAAAUCCACACCCAUCACAGCAAACAGGUAAGAAGCUGAUGACAGAGAACAUCUAAAUUGCUUUGUUUUAAAAAGCCCCAGGAUGCCAAACAUCCCUCUUCCUUUCUGUUCUCCUCAAGCUCCAGCGGGAGUGUGGGUGUGAGCAGUAAGGCAGAUUCACAUGUGCAGAGGGAGGGUUCAGACCCGAUGAAGGGACAGACCUGGAGGUCACCAUCAAGUGCUCCUCCAGAGUCACUCACGCAACCACAUCCCAAACUGACUGUCAGCCUGCAGAAGAAGUCUGUAAGGAAUCCAACUACCGAUGCAGAGUCUGCAUCCUAGUGUAAUAAUUCACUUUGUAUCUAAUACUUCUACCUUUCUGCAUGGAGUUAUUUGUGCCAACUCUAAAGCCCAUCAUUCGGAGGGAGGCCUUGGAAAACGUCUUUGUAUGUGGAUUUGGAUCUGUAUCUUUGUAGUCAGGCAAACAAAACAAACAAUCAAAAAAAAUAUGGAAGAAUGGCAGGAGGGAAAGAGAACCAUCUAGAAGGUAGACCCCUCGAUGUCAUGAAAGGUGGCUGUUGCUUGUAGUCUUUGAAGAACAGCUGAUUCUGCUACUCACAAAGAAGGGCCCAGGACUGCUAAAUGUAGGACCGAGUUUAGGAGACAGGAAAGCUUGCUCUCUUCCUCCCAUCCCUAUCUCCCUUAGCACCAGUCAGCUGGCAAGAUAAAGUCACUAAGAAGCACUACUGACCUUGCAUUGAAUUGAUGUUUCCCUCCUCUAACUUUGGUUUCAACUCAACUGUAGGCCUUCCUUUUCUGCCUACUGGCUUCAUAUUUUACAGAAUAACACAGAGGUCCAAGCUGGUUGUUUAUCUCCUUUGAGCUGAAACAAACAGGGGCCACAGAGAGGUGAGUCACGGACGUUUGAGCCAAGGCCUGCUUCCACUUUUGUAGCUCACCUUCAAGAGCUGUUCAUGGCUGACUUUGAGUCUGUAAUUGUUUUGUUGGUGGUGGUGGUGGUGGUGGUUUUUUUUCUUAGUUGUUUUUUUGUUUCGUUUGUAGGGUCUUCCCCCCUCCCCCUUCUUUGUCGUUUUGUUUUGUUUGCACUAAGCGUGACUGCAAUGUGUUGCACUACUGAGCUGUAUUGAGUCGUGACAGGAGAGUGUGUUAGGGAAGGGAAGAAGAACAAGCUAGGAGAGCACCACAGAGGAGGAAGUUCUUUCUGCUAUUAUUUCUCACAGAGGGAGUGAGAAUCUGUGAAAUUUUUGCCAACUCUUGAUCAAGUCUAGAGAACUGCUAAGCUGGAAAAGAACCAUUUUCUUAUUGUCUGGCAGUGGGUUAGUACAGCAAGUGGAAGAUAUUUCAGAAGAAACUUAUCCAAUUUUGUUUCCAACUCAGCUUACAAUAAGAGUGAGGAAGCUGGCUGAUGUGACAUGAAAUCUUCAUCUUGGCUCACAAGAAGACAGAAACUCCCCCACUACAGCAUAUCCCAGUGUGCCUGGGGUUAUAGUGUCUGUGUUCAGAUAUCCUGUCACUCUGAGCAUACUUUUCUAUCGUGGUAAGACCUAGAUCUCUGGGUAACCAAAGAGGAAGGCCAUGCAUGUGGUAGAGCCCUGUGAGGUGGCAUAAGGGAACAGUGCAAUAAACACUGCCCGCCAUGAGGGGAAAGGCUUAUUCUGACACAGGGUAGGCCAACUGGAAAACUGGAGAAAGGGUUGGACGUCUCCUCAGAGUCCACAAGCUGCUCCAUCCUAGACCAUCCUUAAGCAGAGACCUUGAUAUAGUGCCUAAAAGUUAAAAGUUGUUGCUCCCCCACCCAACUUUUCUGUGUUCCAUUUACAUUUAUUGCCUUUUUAAAGCUUAGAAGCAGUCGGGGUUUGACAGCGCUUUCGUAAUUACUGAUGAGAGGAUCUUGUGCUACCGGAAGAGCAAUAGACUGUGUGGUGACUCAAACAAGUGUGGGGAUGCUAGGGGCUCCUCCAGAGUUCCGGAUGACAGCUCUUGGAAACUCUUGUUUGCUAAGAAUCAGAGCCCUUGUAAACAGCUAAUGUUGAGUUUCUUUGAGCCCUGUCCUACCUGAGGGGAUCUGUCUGGAAAGCUUCCAUUUCAGGCCUCUUUAGCAAAGUAUCCAUCUGAUGCUCUCUCCUUCCUCCUUAUGACAGGUCUCAUUCUACUUUCCCAUGUCAGAGUUUCUUUUUAUAGAUACAGAAGUGCCAGCCUUGCUAGUUUAACCCUACAGAGACCAUUCAGAACUAACUUAAGCAGCAACUUAGGAGAACUCAAAGUAUUAUCUGUAUUUCAAGCAGGCUCCUGAAUCAGAUCUCAUAGCAGAUGCCUGGGAAUUCGUGGUGGGGAAGCACUAACAGGACAUGGAGACACCCAACCAAAGCUAUGAGAGGAAACAAUUGACUUUUAGAACAGUCUCACCUUAACUUUCCUUGAGGCACUGGGGACAAGUUUUUCUUGAGACUUGCACAUCCACCCCAGUUCCUUCACCAAAGAUUUUCUUCUCCAGAGCCCAGCCUCCUUUCUCCCAGGCAGAAGUACCAUAACAGGCCUGAGGGUAUCCUUGCAGUGGUCCACAGAGUUCAUCUUCUGUUCACAUGGGUAUUUACAGACCUUGUAGUAGAAGGGUUUCCAAACAGUCUGUAUGAAAAAAAUACAUAGUACUACUUGGUACUGGGAGCUUUGUGAGACUCAUCUGUAGCCUGGAGGCUUGUAGACAGAAAUGUCCAUGGACGGGAGAGUGCUAAGUCAUUUGGAGCCAAACAGGACCGCUGGUGAGAGGAUCAUUGGGCAGUACGAGUCAAGAGCAGAUCAAGGCUCUGAGUGCCCAGGCCCAAUGGCAGUGGCCUAUGAGGAUGUUAGACAACACAUCAAUGGAGUCACAUACUGAGAAGCUAAAGUGUGGGCUUUGCUGUGAUGGCUGACAUUGUUGAAAUGUUCGUGCCACAGCAAGGGAACUACUUGGAAGUAGAUCUGUUGUGAUAGUGCCUUCUUGUUGUAGCAAGUCAUUUAUUCAGUUAGGCUUUUCUGGACCAUUGCCCCCGUCUUCUGAAGAGGUCUGAGAUGAAGGGAUAGGACACUGCCCCUGAUAUGCUGUGAUUUGAAGAUAUUUGCACUAGAUUCUAUCCUCUCCUUUAAACUGGAGCAACUGAAUGAGAGGGGAAAAAUUAACAAGGACAGCUCAAAGUUAAAAGAAACCCAAAGUAAUGUGUUCUGAUAACAUUAUCUCCCCCUCACUGCUACAUCCCCCCCGCCCCCGCGCGCCCCGCCCUUCCUCCUUCCCUCCUAGAUCUACUUUUUUCCUUCCUCUUAAAGGAAACUUCACAUUUUCUUAUUACCAAAUCCAACAAUUACUUCUCUUUGUUUCUCCCCAGCACUGAAUCAUAAGUUCAUUAAUCACUCAUCAGCUAGGAAUAUCUAGUAAAGAGCCUCUGCCCUGACAAUGUUGCUGGCCUUCUCUUGUCCAUCACGGGUGAACAACAAUGGGUAAUAGGGAGACUAGACUGGCCCAGCUCUUAUGGAAGCCAGAGUCUGGAUUUCACACCUAUAAGGAGAUGACACCUAUUUACCCAGAACACAUAGUCUGCAGCUCAUCCUAAAGGACCCUUAGGAACAAAAGGAAGUUACUGUGUUACAGCAAACAGAUGCAGGUAGUACCCAAAGUUUACCUGUCUCUUCUCUCUCCUCUUUUCCGUCUUACUGCCAUGUCCUCUCAACCAGACCUAAACUUCAUCUCAUGAAUGUCACCAGAAGAACUAUUUGACUCCUUGGCUUCUCUCUUUUUCAGUAGGCUGGUAGCUCUUUCAAAAUUAAAACCAAGCAAAUACUAUUAGUGGCUAGCCCCCUGAGGGCCGAACAAUUUCCCAAGUGUCUUGAUGAUCCCAAUAUCUUGAUAAUCAGCUCUGAUAACUUGGAAUUUUUGGCUGGCUCAGACAUCUGUCAACUUUAUUUUCAUUUUGUCUCCAUUUCCAUUUGAAUUUUAAGUGAGAGUGGAAAGGUAGAAUCAUGGGAAAGAUUGUGAGGCUGCAAUUCUAGGGUAGAGUUUGUCAGAAGUUUGUAUUAUCCCAAAUAGAAAUUUCUAUACUUACUUUCAAUUUAAUGUUACCCUGAAUAUAAUUUCUAUUACAUUUAUUGUUAUUUUUAUAAAAUAGAGUCCAGUUACUAUGUCUAGUUGAGUACUCUCUUUUCUAUUUUCCCACAUGGAUGCAGUACCAACCUGUUCCCUAAAUAUCUUUUUAUUAUAUUGUUAAUAUGUAAUUCUACUGUAGACCAAAAAUAUAAAAACAAAUUCGCUCAUUUUAAACAUAUACAGACUCUAGUGAGUAAAGAUGAGGAGAAAAGACCAGAGAGCAGUGGUUGACUAUGUUGUUAGAAAUCAAAGAGUAGCCUUACCUAUUUUUAACCAGUGCUUGCCGUCACACCAUAGUUAGGAUUGUGUUAGCAUGGCUUCUACAUGCUUACGUUCUGCAAGCCUUGUCUGUCUGUUUCCUUUGAUGUGUUCGAGGUUGCACAAUGAUGCUAUUGUUUUUUCUUUUGGUAAUGCCUGAUCUUAUUAUAAUGUACUUUAUCAGUCAUUUCCUUUAGAAGAAUGAGGGGGAAAGUUUUAUUUCUUCUUUUAAUUUAAAUUUUGUUUAAUGCACUGGAAAUAAAAUUGGACACAUUUCACUGUUUAAAAAUCAGAAACGAAACAAAACAAAACCCCGAAGAAAAAACCAGCAAACAAGUAAGUAACAGGAUACAAAAAAAAAAAGCUAUGAAAAAUAUUCUGUUCACGCAAAGUAUACCUAUAAGCUAUAUCUCACAUGAGAGAUAAAUACUGUCAAGUAAAAAAAAGACAGUGUCAACUACAGUGCUGAAAACUACAAGAGGAACCUAGGUGUACAGUGUGUGGGGAAAACUGCCAAUCCUUUCUGAGGCGAGAUCUUUCCAUUGUUCCAAUAAAAACCUAAGCAAGUUGAAUGUGGAAGAGGGUCAGUAGGGAGCACCCCACCUACUUUACACCAGUGGACCUCUGAGUUACUUUCUAUCAUGGGUCUCAGCCACACGCACGCACGCACGCACGCACUCAUGUGCACACACUCAAUACUUGAGAAGGAUUUGUGAAAAUGUACGUACCCAGUACACAGAUGUACACAGUGCUCUGACAGCCCUCAAGCUCUUCUGAGGCUUAGCAGUGAUGGGCCCACAACAUGGAAUACUGAAAGGUAUUCACUGAGAUCUACGUGUGCUAAUAAAGUGCUUGAAGCCAGCCUGGUCUCUUCCCCAGCAUCCCCUAGUACAAGGCCAGCUGCCACGCACACAUGGUCAGAGAAAGGCGAGACACCCGUUACUUCUCCUAGCCAACUGGCUCAUUAUUAUUUGCUGAAUAUUUGCUGGAUUUUUCUGGUUUUGUUCUGUUUUAGAAUGGGGUGGGAGUGGAUGUUAUGUCACAAUCCUAAUACAGUAAAGUUUUGCAUCUUCCAUAUCUUAUGCAAAAACAGACAUUUAAAUCAAUAAAUAGUUGUGCCCUAGACUGAAAGUUAAUGUUUAGGAGAGGGAAAAAUUGUUGGAAUUUUUUCUACAUUUUUUUGUGAAGAAUCUUUUUUGGAAAGGAAGGAUACAUAUUUUUGUUGUGUAAUAUUUUCUAUUUUUGAAUGCAUUUUAUUGGUACAAGACUGUUUUUUUGGUGAAGACAUUAUUUAAAAAAAGAAAAAAAGAAAAAAACUAAUCGAAAAGUUUGCCCUUAAGGAUAUGCUGCAGUUUUGAGAUUAAAAAAAUAAUAACUGAUUCAAGAUGCGUGUUAAAAGUUGGGAUUAUAUUGUUGUUUUUGUAAUUGUUACAAGAAGAAGUUUGUACCCACUGCUGUUUAUUUUGUUUCAGAUGAGUAAGUAAAGGGAUUGUUCUUGUUUUAUUCUUUUUUUAGAGAAAAAAGCUAUUUAUGAAAUGUCAAAAACACUGGACUGUGAGUUUAAGUGUGGAAGCAUUUUACCACCCUGUGUCUUCAACCAAUUAUGGGAAACCUUUUCUCUCCCCCCCUGCCUUAGCCUUGCCAAAUGAGGAAAACAUAACAGCUCUCAGAUGACGGAAGUCACCGAAGCCCUGCUUUAAUUUUUAUGGUCUGAAAAAGUCGGAAAACCAAAGUUAAAUUUGUUUCUGAAAUCCCGCUGUCUAUAGCCCCUUUUUUGUAUAACACAGCCGGCUGGCUCUGCCUCUCUAUCUUGGAUCAUUGCCUUCUUAGGAACGUGGGGCCAGCUCUGCCAAGAGGUGUGAAGGUGGCGAGGUCACAGGAAGUGAGGUGUGAGAGGGACCCCCAGGGCCCCGGAGCUUCUCCAUCCAGAGGCGAGGCUGCCAAGAGCACACACAGCUAACAGUGCCUGGCGGGGUCGCCCCUGUCCCCCUCACCUUCUGCUUCGAAGAUCCUCCAGUUACCGUGGCUCUGCCUUUCUCAGCAGCCCACGUUCCGUGGAUGGGAGGGGGUGGGAUCCAAGCAGAAAACAUGGCUGUGGGCGCUGCGAAGGCCCCGGCCCUCAGGAGGUAAAGCAAGGGACCACUCAGCACAAGGGCUCUUGCUGCCCGCCUCCUCUUUGACUCUGUGGAUCGUCCAUCCAUCUGCUCACUGUGAAGAUGGAGAGGCAGUGCGCCCUGAGGCUGUUCAAUAGCUUUUCCAUAUUUUUUCAACAUUGAAAAAAUAAUUUUUAAAAACUGUGAUAUUUUUUAAAAAAAUCAUUUGGCUGGAGGGAAGGGAAAAGGGAAACACCAAAAGCUGUAACAUGAUUAACUGGAGAUAUUUAUAACUGGGGCACUUUCCAGACCAAGACGUUGUUUUCUGGACCCGAAAGCAGCCAAAUUUUAAGACUGUCAGUGACAAAAAGCUGAAGAGAGGCCUCCAUUUCCCCUCCUUUCUUCUUUCUGUCUCAAACUCUCUCAUUUUCUCUUCUAGCUUCUCUUGGUAACUGUCCAAUGGACUUCAUACUUCAUGCAAAAUCCCGCGCAUGCGCGCGUGUGCACACAUACACACACACACACACACACACACACACACAAGCAAAAAAAAAAAAAAACUAUUUUUCUUAAGGAUUGUGGGACUAAAUUUAAAGUCAUGUGCCUUCAUUUUUUCCCUUUUAUAGUUAAAUGAACCUCUUCCUUUUUUACAAUGUGUUGGGUUUUGUUUUGUUUUUAGUAGAAGAGGAAGGUUAAAGUGUUUGUGGAAGAAAGGAUUUAUAGGCAUCAACUGGGAGAUUUUUUUUUUUUAGCAUAUUCCCCCACUAAAUAUUAAACACAAACAUCUCACUCCCUUCACGUGGCACUGUGCACACUUAGAGCAUCAAGGAAUCAGAAUCCCGACAGCCUAAUCCACUUGAUUUUAGAGAAGUUCCUGAAAUUUCUAUUUCCUAGACUUUUUUAUUGUUCUUAUUUUAUCACAGUGAGGUGAAUGAGGCAAGUUGCCUCGUUCUCCCAACUCGGUGCUUCUGCUUGUGGGGUGGGGGUGGGGCGGGAUAGACAAGGGUGCACCCCCAAAGCUCUCUGGUGCUGAAGGGCCUCAAGGUUGAGCUUCUUUCAGAAAUGUGUAUGGCACACUCUCAAGUGCACACGUGAAUGGUGUCAUGUGCACUAUUUUUAAAGGACAAGGGAAGGGGCUCUGAAGUGGGUUUUGCUUUUUCUUGUGACAUUCGAUUUCCCUGGUGCCUUAUUCCUAUUCUAUGCUGGCACUCACUCACCCACAGGAACACACGCUGAUGUCAGCCCCAGGAGUGAGGACCUCUAGGUAACAGUUGAGCAUGUGGGGACCAUGGGGUAUUGGGGUCAGUUGGUAGGGGAGGAACUAGAUGGCUGAAAAUACGCAGGGACUGCACAAGCCCGUCACAGUCAAGAUUAGUAAUGCUCAUAUGUGAGUAUGUGCAAUACACGCACACACAAACACACACACAGACCCACACAGAGAUGCACACACUCACAAACACCAAAUACACUCUUCUUCCUCUGAACUUUGCUUCCUUCUUCAUUUCCUGUCUUUGCCUUCUCAUAAAGGUGCUGCUUGCUGCUGCUGCUGAGGUGCCCGGAGUCCAGAAUGCCCAGUAAUCACUCAGGCACAAGCCUGGCACUGCCACGUUCAGCCCUUGGCAAGACCAAACCCUGGUUUCUCUUGCCUGGGGCUGAAAACUGUCAGAUUUUUCUCAUCAAAAAAAAAAAAAAGUCAUCCAAGGCAUCAGUGGAUUAUAGUUACUCUGCAUUAAAAAUGCACUUUAAAAAUAAAUAAAAGCUCCAGACUGUUUAAAACACACAGAGGGAACAGGAGAAAGAUAAACGUGCUAGUGUCUGAACCCAGUUCAGCAUAUCUCCAGUUGAAACAGUAUACACUAUAUUAUGUAUAAAUGUAUACACACUUCUAUAUAUGUCCACAUAUAUGCGGUGUGUAUGUUAUACAGGUAUAGGUGCGUGUGUGCACACACAGGUGCACAUAGCAUAUCAAGUGUUCAUUACAAAUCCAGAUGCUCAUUUCACAAACAGCAGCAGAGGAAACAAGGUUGGACUCUUGCAGCAGAUCACAAAACAAUAAAAACAGCCACUUGCAGUGACUCUGGUCACAGCUGUAUGUUCAUAAGGAAUGGAUUGUAACAAAGGAAAACAAGGAACAGUGUUAGCAAUUGAGGAAAACUGGGACAGACCAUCUUGAUCCAAUGGGAAUGCAGUAAUGUUCUCUACCAUUUCAUCCGUUCUUUCUGUUAGUCGUGACGAUUUGAUUUUCAUUUUUGCCUAUUAAAAAUGGUUUAGAUUCAAGUGACCACAUCCAAGUGAACAAAACAACCACAGUGAAAGCCCUUUUCAGUAGGAAGAUGUCAAAAAACUCAAAACCCUUGGCCUGGCUCAGAACUACCAUGUACAAACCAGAACUCUCAACGUUUGAAAUAAAACUUUAAAACUCUUUUUGAAGCACCUUAACGUGGCCAUCCAUUUGACAAGUGGGUGCCACCUUUUUCUUUGAGCACCUUAUUGACGUAUUUUGCUAUCUGCUGUCUUCUGUUACUGUUGGCUGAAUAGCUAGCUGUUAACACACACACAUGUGCACAGACCAGACAUCUGAGCAUGCGUGUUCUCAAUGACGUUUACCGUGGUGACUGCUGGAAGGUGAACUCAUUUUCUGAUUUGCCCACCACAGUGUUGUGAUAAGACUCGAAGAAACCCUGCCCUGCACGGAAAAAUGUCCCUUAUCACGUUGUAUAUUAGGGUGGGAAGGAAUAUGGUCCCCUUUUUGCAAUUGCUACUGUGUAUACAUACACGUGCGCACACGCACACACACACACACACACACACACACUGUAUAUUCAGACCUGAUGUACACACACAAACAUAACUCAUUUGUCCGAGUGAUAUUUCAGAUGUCUCUGUGGGUGUCACACACCAUGUGCAGUUUUCCACUUCCCAGAGAAUUUUGAGUGGAGGGUAACUUUUCAGACUGAUGAACGGGGCACUGAGGAAGAGUUUGAAGUAGGAGGCAAGAAAGGAGAGAGCAUUAAGUCAAAAGAAUAAUUUCCCAAGAGGAGCUGGAGGAAUGGCUGUCCUUGCAAGUGGGUGUGGAACACUGCUGUCUCAGUCUGCACUGUAGAAAUCCAUGCACACAUCAACACACACACACACACACACACACACACACACACACACACAUCCCCCCACAGGGUGCGUGGUCUGGGAUGAGCAGGUCAAUAGUUUUGAGAGGGAGUUUGUUCCUUUUUUUUCUCUCAUUAUACUCUUGUUGUCAGUUAUUAAACAAACAAACAGAAAAAAUUGUUUUUGAAAAACCUUGCGUACGCCUUUUCUAUCAAGUGCUUUAAAAUAUAGACUAAAUACACACAUCCUGCCAGUUUUUCUUACAGUGACAGUACCCUUACCUGCCAUUUAAUAUUAGCCUCGUAUUUUUCUCACGUAUAUUUACCUGUGACUUGUAUUUGUUAUUUAAACAGGAAAAAAAUUUCAAAAAAAGAAAAAUUAACUGUAGCGCUUCAUUAUACUAUUAUAUUAUUAUUAUUGUGACAUUUUGGAAUACUGUGAAGUUUUAUCUCUUGCAUAUACUUUAUACAGAAGUAUUACGCCUUAAAAAUACGAAAAUAAAUUUUACAAGGUUUCUGUUUUGUGUGGAAGAGUAAUUGAUGUUGCUAAGAAUGAUGUUUGUUUUUUGGGGUUUUUGUUGUUUUUUUUUUUAAAUGUUACCAGCACUUUUUUUGUAAGUUUCACUUUCUGAGGUAUUGUACAAGUUCACACUGUUUGUGAAGUUUGAAUAUGAAGGAAUAAUUAAAAAAACAAAACAAAAAAACAAAAA
Messenger RNA from Mus caroli (Ryukyu mouse), 31250 nucleotides. RefSeq names its product zinc finger and BTB domain containing 20 (gene Zbtb20). The record is from RefSeq and is a predicted model, not a curated record. NCBI's taxonomy places the organism in Eukaryota, Metazoa, Chordata, Mammalia, Rodentia, Muridae. Gene Ontology annotation, biological process: regulation of transcription by RNA polymerase II. Gene Ontology annotation, molecular function: protein binding; RNA polymerase II cis-regulatory region sequence-specific DNA binding; DNA-binding transcription factor activity, RNA polymerase II-specific.